Messenger RNA from Gavialis gangeticus (Gharial), 2054 nucleotides. It is a transcript of the gene MOCOS, whose product is annotated as molybdenum cofactor sulfurase. Lineage: Eukaryota; Metazoa; Chordata; Crocodylia; Gavialidae. The record is from RefSeq and is a predicted model, not a curated record. Gene Ontology annotation, biological process: Mo-molybdopterin cofactor biosynthetic process. The transcript has 11 exons. Gene Ontology annotation, molecular function: molybdenum cofactor sulfurtransferase activity. Bases 16 to 2043 code for a protein of 675 amino acids.
GGCCAGUGGGGCAGCAUGGCCGGGAUCGGGCGGGGGCCGGAGGAAGAGCUGCUGUCCUUCCAGGCCUUCCAGAGCAGGUGCCCGCCGGGGGCCCGCUACGGCGCGCGGGACAGUUGGCAGCGGGACUUCCGCCGGCUCCGAGGAAUUACUUACCUGGACCAUGCGGGUGCCACACUUUUUGCAGAGAGCCUGCUUAAGGGGUUUAUGGAUGAUCUCAGAGAAAACAUUUAUGGCAACCCGCAUAGUCAGAACAUCAGUAGCAAACUGACGUAUGACACUAUUGAGCAUGUUCGAUACAGAAUAUUGCAACAUUUCAACACUGCUGCAGAAGAUUACACUGUCAUUUUCACAUCUGGAAGCACAGCUGCACUUAAACUGGUAGCUGAAACAUUCCCUUGGAUACCUGAAGGCACAAAGGAACCAAGCAGUCGGUUUUGUUACCUAACUGACAGUCAUACUUCUGUGGUGGGCAUGAGGGGGAUAACUGCUGUAAUGAAUGUGCUAUCUGUUCCCGUGCAACCAAAGGACAUGUUGUUAUUAGAGAAAAACAAGGAACCAGCCAAAGAACAAAACUGCACCACACCACAUCUUUUCUGUUAUCCCGCUCAGAGCAAUUUUUCAGGUACCAAAUAUCCUCUGUCAUGGAUUCAGAAGAUUAAAGCCAGCGAGCUCUGCCCUGUCAGAAUACCUGGGAAGUGGUUUGUUCUCCUGGAUGCAGCUGCUUUUGUCAGCACCUCUCCGUUAGACUUAACAGUUCACACAGCAGACUUUGUGGCCGUUUCAUUCUAUAAAAUCUUUGGCUUCCCCACUGGUUUAGGAGCACUUCUGGUAAACAACAAAAUUGCACCUUUUCUUAGGAAGAUCUACUUUGGAGGAGGAACUGCAGCUGCCUACCUUGCUGGAGAGGAUUUCUACUCCCCAGGACAAUCGAUAGCAGAAAGAUUUGAAGAUGGGACAGUUUCCUUUCUUGAUAUCAUUGCACUGAAACAUGGAUUUGAUGCUUUGGAAAGACUUACAGGUGGGAUGGAGAACAUAAAACAGCAUACCUUUGCAUUAGCUCACUACACCUACACUGUGCUGUCUACAUUAAAGUAUACUAAUGGGGCACCUGUAGUGCACAUUUACAGUGAUACAGACUUCAGCAAUCCUGAUGUCCAGGGUCCGAUCAUUAAUUUUAAUGUGCUGGAUGAAAAUGGAGACAUAAUCGGCUAUUCACAGGUGGACAAGAUGGCUAGUCUCUACAACAUACAUGUCCGUACAGGUUGCUUUUGUAAUACAGGUGCCUGCCAGCAGCAUUUGGGGAUCAGCAAUGAGGAUAUCAAAAGGAACCUUCAGGCCGGCCACGUUUGUGGAGAUAACAUAGAUAUAAUUGACGGACGUCCCACUGGGUCUGUGAGAAUAUCAUUUGGCUACAUGUCCACAUUUGAAGAUGCACAAAACUUUCUAAAGUUCAUUAUAGCCACCCAACUCUCCAAAGCAGACACUAAGUUUCCCUCUCAACCUAUUCCAAACAAGACUGUUACAGAGUCUGCAGAAUCCGCCAUACAGAAUGACCAAACUUCCUGUCACAAUGCAGUUGUGUUGUCUCUGAAAACUAUUAUUGCAGACACUGGACCCUGCAAUAACUCAUCUGCAAUGCUGAAGACUACCAGGUGGCAGCCACCAGAGACUGAAUUGGAAAGGACCGGGGCUGCUGUUUUUGAGUGGGCAGUUCCUGUACACAGCAGUAGUAACAAGCCAAUCAUUGUCACCAACAUUUGCCUCUACCCAAUCAAAUCUUGUUCUGCAUUUGAGGUUACACAGUGGCCUGUAGGAAACCAAGGAUUGUUGUAUGACCGUAAUUGGAUGCUUGUGAAUCCGAAUGGAGUUUGCAUUACUCAGAAGCAGGAGCCUAGGCUCUGUCUGAUACAUCCCUCAAUUGAUCUGAAACAAAAGAUUAUGGUUAUCAAAGCAGAAGGAAUGGACCCCAUAACUAUACCUCUAGAGGAAAACCCGGAAAAAGAGACACAGAUCUGUCAAAGCAAAGUCUGUGCACAUAGGUAAAAAGGUAUGAA